AUGGUGAAGGUUGCUUUACUCGUUGUUACCGUGUGCGCUUUGAUUUCCAGCUGUAUCCUGGCUGAAGGACUGCCGCUGCGUCGUACUCGAAUCGUGAAGAAAACACCGACGGAUCAUUUGCAGAUGGUCACUGUUCCACCCGCUCGCAGAAAACGCUUCAGUCUUUUUAAAGGAGACCAAAGGCAAGGAAGAAGUCAAAGAUUGGUUAGUUCACUGCUGAAAUCUUGA
Messenger RNA from Haemonchus placei, 228 nucleotides. NCBI's taxonomy places the organism in Eukaryota, Metazoa, Nematoda, Chromadorea, Rhabditida, Trichostrongylidae. The record is from the annotation of a GenBank genome assembly.